AUGGAAGGGCAAAACUUGAUGCCAGAAGAACAAGGAAUGAAGAAUGAAAUUAAUUCUGUUUUACCGCCUCCACCUGGAUUGAUAGCUGCAACCCAGCAAGUGGGACGAUCCUGGCCACAACCAACAGUAUUACCACAAAGCACACCUUCAUUGGUUAGCGGAUAUGCAUCAAUGCCAGUUAUCCCCUAUCCGGGUCAGCCAGUUCAACAGUUUAAUCCAACCAUGAUGGUCCCUACUGCCAACGCCUUAUAUAAAGGUGGUGGAGCUCCCGAUGUGCAUAGUCAGACUAGUAGCAAUGAUGGAUCGAGUGGAAGUGAAAAAAGACGGGGAGGUCGUGCUGUUCUACCCCCAGCUCCAGUUUCGGCUAUUUCACAUCAAAAGGGUACAUCCUUAUCUUUGGCAGCAGUUCCGCAAUCCAUGGGUAUUCAAAAACAAAAUCGUCUUGACGAAGUUCCUCAGGAUUUGACAUCAAGUCGUCAAAGUUUUCGUAUCGCUAUGAGUCAGCCAUUCGAAUUUUUUGUUGAUAAUUUAUAG
Dracunculus medinensis (Guinea worm) is the source of this 534-nucleotide messenger RNA. The record is from the annotation of a GenBank genome assembly. Lineage: Eukaryota; Metazoa; Nematoda; Chromadorea; Rhabditida; Dracunculidae.